UCCUGCUCCACUCCAGGACUAUGCCAACCUAUGGCCUUGCUCCCAUCAACCAGCUGCCUCCUGACCCUCCUGCUGCUGACAGGCACAGGGGGUACUGUGCCCAGCCCCCAGGCACCUCCUCAGGGCUGCUAUGUGGCAGAGGAAGCUGGUGAGCGGACGUUCCGCUGCAGCCAGGCAGGCUUGAGUUCCAUGCCCUCUGGCAUCCCCAACGACACCCGCAAGCUCUACCUGGAUGCCAACAAGCUGGCAUUGGUGCCAGCUGGCGCCUUCCAGCACCUGCCUGUCCUGGAGGAGCUAGAUCUGUCCCACAACGUCCUUGAAUACCUCUCAGGGGCUGCUUUCCAGGGCCUGGAGGGUACCCUGCACCUCCUUGAUCUCUCUGCCAAUCAGCUGGCCUCAGUGCCUGUGGAGGCCUUCGUGGGGCUACAGAUUCAAGUGAACCUCUCUGCCAACCCAUGGCACUGCGACUGUGCCCUCCAGGAAGUGCUCAGGCAAGUGAGGCUGGCACCAGGCACUGGGACAGGCAUUGUGUGUGGCCCUGGAGCCCGACCAGACCUGGUCGGACAGGAGUUCCUGCUACUGGCAGGGGAGGAAGAACUGUGUGGGAUCGGACGUGGUGGGGCCCAGCGGAGCACCGAUAUGGCCCUGCUGGUAACCAUGGGGGGCUGGCUGAUGCUAGUGGUGGCUUAUCUGGUCCACUAUAUGUGGCAGAACCGGGAUGAGACCCGACACCCGCCCAAGAGGGCCCCGGUGGUAGCCGUGCGCUCAGAGGAAUCCUCUACCUUCAGCACAGUGGUGUAAUGAUGAGAGAACCCUACCCUGUAGCCCCAUUUCCUCCUCUGCAACGCCACCCAGCCCCUCAUCCCACCCCACCCUGUAGACUCCAUAUCUCCUAAAUAUCUGGUCUCUCUCUCUCUCUGUUUCUCCCAACACUAUCUCAGAUGCCUGAUUUUGAAGAGAGUCUACCCUUUGGCUGGAUUUGUUAGACUCAGAAUCCUUGGUAGUGGGAAAGGAAAGGACAGAGAUAGCAGGUGGCCUGCAUACUAACAGCGAUGGGAGCGGCAAUGGCAGCAGCAAUGGGGGCACUGAAGAGGUGGCCAGGCCCUGGCGGUGGUUGAGCUUGAAGCUUUCUUUGCAGAGAUGUUUGAACUAAUGAGAGGGAGGGAUCUUAGAUGAAAGGCUGUGUACAAAACCACUUCCCUCCCGACUUCUUAUCCCUCCAUGCUCUUCUCACACAUGCUCCUGCUAAGAUGCCACCUGCUAUGACGGGAUGUACCACGCCUGAAGCUGUUUGGACCUCCCACUUCUAAAACUGUGAACUAAAUAAACCUUUUAUUC
Messenger RNA from Ochotona curzoniae (black-lipped pika), 1338 nucleotides. It is a transcript of the gene LRRC3C, whose product is annotated as leucine rich repeat containing 3C. Lineage: Eukaryota; Metazoa; Chordata; Mammalia; Lagomorpha; Ochotonidae. The coding region runs from base 31 to 801 and encodes 256 amino acids. The record is from RefSeq and is a predicted model, not a curated record. The transcript has a single exon. Gene Ontology annotation, molecular function: protein binding.